UUUUUUAAGCUGCAUUGCAUGUAAAUCAGAUCUUUAAUAUCAUGGACGCAGGCUCAACAAGGUUAAAGCUGCAAAUUGCAAUGCCAGCUCGCGAGUGCCUGCCAUUGCUGUGCUCCAGAUCGACGAGGUUUAUUCAAACACAUUAAACUUAUCUCCUGCUUUAGCACCUUCUGAAGAUUCAUCAUCUCUCUCUGCUUCUACACGCCCCAUUAGCUACUCGCGAGCUGCAUUGUGAAAGAAGCGCAUGCCAGUUGUCAUAGGUAACAAACUCUCAAGCGCCAGCUCACGCUCUCGACAAGCCUUAAACAUUGAGCUGCUGCAUCAAAGGACUGCUGGCGUGAGGGAAGGCACAAUCCAUUGCUCCGUCCCAAUGACAGCUCUAACGUAUGCGGCCCAGGUGGCCCCAGCACUCGCAGGCUGCGCCUUCGUUCAAACGCACUCUGCCCCUCGCCAGCGCGCUCCCAUCCCAGGUUGUUCCCCCGUUCCAUCCAGAAAGGCCCCCCUUCGGCGUGCAGCACUAAGCCACUGGCCCAGGGCUAUUCAGCUGAGCUCAUGGAAAAGUCCAAGUGACAAGACCCAGCUAGGACGGCGAACGCGGGUGGUGCACGCUGCAGCGCAGACAGAGGCAGCCCCAUUGGACAAGACAUGGUCCAAUCCGAGCGGCAAUGUGCUGACAGAGGUGGUGCCGGGCCAGGUGUGGGCUGCCGAGCGCCCCUUUAUGUGGAACGGCAUUGACGUGGGUGGCAAGAUGGGCGUGGUGCGCCUGCGCGACGGCUCCGUGUGGGUGCACAGCCCGGUGCCGCUGGACAAUCAGCUGAAAGCAGCCAUGGAUCAGCUUGGGCCAGUCAAGCACAUCGUGACGCCCAACUACGAGCACGCAGGCUUCGCUCAGCAGUGGAUCGAAGCUUACCCGGACGCCAAAGCUUAUGCCUGCCCGGGGCUCCGAGCAAAGAAGCCCGACGUCAGAUACGCUGCGGAGAUUGGCGCCAACGGAAGCGCCACGCCAGCGGAGUGGGGGGGGGAGUUCUCCUUCGCGUUUUUCGACUGCGAGCACAACCCGUUCACGCUUAAGCCCUUCUUCAAUGAGGUGGUAUACGUGCACCAUCCGUCGGGGGUGCUGUUCGUGACGGACCUGUUUUGGAACUAUCCGGGGAAGGCGGUCCCCCCGGGCACGUUCAUAUGGAAGCAGGGCAUGGACAAGGUGUACCUGCCCUUCUACAAAUACUUCAUGCUCAAGCGGAAAGACAAGUUUGAGCAGAGGUUGAAAACGGUGUUGAGCUGGGGCUUCAGUAUCAUCCUUCCCUGUCAUGGUACUGUAGUCGAUGAGAAGGCUGCCGAUGUGCUCCGGAGACACUUCCAAUAAUCAGCAGAACUACUCAUGGUGUUGGAUGAGGUUGAGCGGUCGUAAUAGUCGAGUGGCGAGCUAGUGCGUAAGUCUAAAUAGAUUUCUCAAAAGCAGAUUUAAGCAAUGAUCAGAUAGCUUGCAUCUCGGUCUGACGGUUAGUUGACUUCGUCGUAGCUGGUCCUAGGAGCGAGGCGAUUGCGGUUCGAUCCAGAUCAGAACAGAAUGCGGAAGCUCAACGGGCGGCUCUGGUCAAAUCGGCCGGGGCACCGUGCAGCUCAUCUACUCAUAUGUUAAGUUCGACAUCUGCAUGGCA
Molecule: messenger RNA, 1658 nt
Organism: Klebsormidium nitens
Lineage: Eukaryota; Viridiplantae; Streptophyta; Klebsormidiophyceae; Klebsormidiales; Klebsormidiaceae
Source: the annotation of a GenBank genome assembly